This is a messenger RNA of Emericellopsis cladophorae, 2748 nucleotides long. Its product is annotated as Fatty acid amide hydrolase-like protein. The coding region runs from base 1 to 2748 and encodes 915 amino acids. The record is from RefSeq and is a predicted model, not a curated record. The transcript is spliced from 5 exons. NCBI's taxonomy places the organism in Eukaryota, Fungi, Ascomycota, Sordariomycetes, Hypocreales, Bionectriaceae. Gene Ontology annotation, molecular function: catalytic activity.
AUGACAGCUGGAAGACCACAUCUCCGGCAGAUUCACCUUGGCAAGCGCGUGGAGACGACGCAGCUCGCCCCCGCAGACCGCAGAGCCAUCAUCGCACAGCUCCGCACCGAGGUCGACAACUGGUAUGCGAGCGGGUGCCUGUCGCCCAUGAACUCGGACAAUGUGUCCACCCACAGCAGCAUCACAUGGGUCUCGGCCCGCUACUACCAUGUCCUGCCCCUGCUGUACUAUCCGAACCACUUCAACGCGACGUCGGGGGCCGUGACGCGAGGCGAAUUGCUGGGCUUUGCCCGGCGAGAGCUCCAAAGCACAUCGGCCGUCUUCCAGCAGCGGCAGCUGCCCCUCAACAAGGUGGCCCUCACGCGUCUCCUACCCGUCACGCUCGUCUUGAUGCAUGACUACGCAGCCAGCUGCCAGGAGGCGGCGGCAGCCACACCGGAUCCAUCCACAGGCGGCGACUAUAGCAGCACAUCCCUGCCCUACACGGCGCGGGACGAAGUCUCCGUCCUCAUGUCGAUCCUCGAGGGCUUCCCCGAAUCAUGGCUCCUCGCGCACCAGGCGGCGCAGGUCGUCCAUCAGUUCGCGAGCGUCAUCGCGAGGGGCAUCAGGGUCGACGGCGACGGCUCCGAUUUCGGGGCCCAGCCCAUCAAAUACUCGCUGACCACGCCCAACCCCAUGCCACGCGGUGGUGUCAAGGACCGCGUCGCGGAGAUGGUGAGGCCCUGCAUCACGGGGUUCACAAGUGUGAUGAAGCAGAUGCUGGGGCCCACAACGUGCUCCCAGUACAUUGAGUAUCCCAGGGGCGACACGACAGGCCAGUCCAAAAGCGGGGUGGGGCAGCAGCGACAGCAGCAGCAGUAUCAGGAGCCCCUGCUGAGCCCAGUGCCGCCGCAGAGCAGUACGAUGAGCGUGCCCCAGCUGGGCGGUGCGAUGAGCGAGGAUGCUGUGGUGAAUUUCGGGUGGGGAGAUUUCAUCGGCUAUCCCGUGCCCCGGGAGGGGCCCAGGGCCGAGUAUGAAAAGGCCCCCGAGAACAACCCCGUUCUGAGGGGGGCGGCGCUCACCGUUGCCGCGAACAUCAUCUCGUACGUCCCUGGUGUCGCCAGUCUGUUGUGGAACAAUGCUGGCUUCGGCACGCUCAAGAACCUGCCGGAGCUGGAUGAGAUGCCAUAUCGAUUCCACCCCAUCGUCACGCCCCUGGGGGAUAGCAAGAUGCUCCCCAUUGACGCCUCUCUUACCGAGGCAAAGAGCACCUUCACACCGAGCUCACCGUCAAAGUACUAUACAGCCGCCGACUACCACGCCAUGUACCAGUCUGGCGCCAUCACACCCCUCCAGGUUGCAGAGACCCUGAUUCCCCUCACCAAGAAAGGGGUCUACGCCGAUGCGUGGGCAGACACCCAUGGAAAAGACCACAUCGCGCUGGAAGCAGCCAAGGCAUCUACGGAGCGCUACGCAGCGGGCAAGGACCUUGGCGUACUCGACGGUGUGCCCAUCGGCGUCAAGGACGACCUCGACAUCAAAGGCAUGGUGAGCCACGUCGGCAUGAAGUACCGACCCAAUGUCAAGUUCUUCGAGCCGAGGGACAGAACCGAGUGGUUCCUCGAGAAGCUGGCCGAGGCGGGUGCCGUCUUCAUCGGGCGGAACAAGAUGCACGAGCUGGGCAUGGACACCAACGGUCUGAAUAUCGCCCAAGGCACCCCUACGAACCACUUCAACAACGCAUACUACCCAGGUGCAUCGACCUCUGGUGGCGGAUCCGCCCUCGGCGCGGGCAUCAUCCCCAUCGCCAUCGGCUCCGACGCGGGAGGCAGUAUUCGUCUGCCCUCUGCCUUCAACAGCAUGUACGGCUUGAAGACCUCGCACCACCGCAUGGGCUACUACAACAUGUCUACCUGUGUGCGCGGGCCCCUCGCCGCCUCAGCCGCCGACCUGACCAUUGCGUACCGACUCAUGUCCCAGCCGAAUCUGGAUGAUCCGGCCCAGAUGCACUAUGGCGCAUCCCAACUGCCCAAGCCGGGUAGCAAGCGUGUCAUGGGCAUCUACCGCGACUGGUGGAGCGCCGGUGAUCCCGAGGUCGUCAGGCUCUGCGAAAAGGCCAUUGACUACUUUGCGACGCAGCGCGGGUACGAGGUCGUCGACAUCUCGCUCCCCCUCAUGGGCGAGGCCCGCGUAGCCCACGCCAUGCUGUGCGUCGCAGAGACAUAUGAGACGACGCGUCGCAAGACGCCCGACCAGCCCAAGACGGGGUGGAUGGGCCUCGUGGGCACGGUGAACAGACUGCUCAUGAGCGUGGCGUCCGUGACCCGCGCCAACGACUACCUCAAGGCGAACGCCCUGCGCGAGCUGAUGAUGCGCCAUCUGGCGUGGCUCUGGCAGCAGCACCCCGGCAUGCUCAUCAUGACUCCCACCAGUCCCAUGAUCGGCUGGCCUCGCCACCCAGGCGACGAGGGUGGCUUGAGCGAUACCAACACCACCGUGAAGAACAUGAUGUACAUCUUCCUGGCCAACCUGACGGGGACGCCCGCUGUGCAGGCCCCCGUGGGCUACGCCGAGCCGAAGCAAGGUACGGGCAAGCUACCGGUCGGUAUCCAGGCCAUGGGGGAGUGGGGGGCCGAGGAGCAGCUGCUGGAGUUUGCCAGGGAAGCGCAGGAGUACCUUGAGGAGGUAUACGAUGGCGGCCGACGCAGGCCGGAGACCUGGUUCGAUGUAUUGGGCGAGACGAAGAAGGCGUUCAAGAAGGUCGUGUAG